AAACAAUCAAUAUGGCUACAUCUUACUUUAAAUUUCUUGACAGCCUAGUCUAGUGGAUAAGUGAAUAUAUUUAUUUUGGUCAUGAACUGUUAAGGAGGAGAUUUGUUUUGGAUCUAUAUAUUUUUCAAAGACUGAUAAAAUAUUGAGAGACUUUAAAGAAAAUGGCAUCUUCCCACCCUGGGAGUGCUCAGAGCCGGACUAGUUCAUUGGGGUCAGCCAGUUCUCGGAGUUCAAGCACACCACCCUCUAGUGCAGGGAAACGUGUGGGGCCACAGAACAAGAAACCUGCAGCAGACGCCAAAAUGACCACUGCAUCAAGAACUCAAAAGCCUUCAGAUAGGCUGAAUCCAAAAACCAUAGACCCGUUUUCUGCAGGUUCAAAAAGCCAAUCAGCUUUUGCAUCAGUGUAUGCAAAUGGAGGGGUGCCUUGCAGAUUAGUCCAUGGCAGUGUCAAGCAUAAAUUAGCAUGGGACACGCCCCCUGACCUUGUACCAUUUGAUCCUGUUUUAGUCACUUUAGCUGAGGGCCUGAAGGAAACAGUCCACCCAUACACAUUUGUUUCCUUCAUGGGCUUCAAAGAGUUGCUGGAUGCACCAGGGGCUGCCCAGAAGGCCACGCCUCUCCUGCCAAAGUUGGCCCCGCCCAUCAGAGCUGCCUUAAGCCACCCAGACAGUGAAGUGUUUGAGCGUGGCAUGGAGUGUCUGCUUCGUCUUAGCUCUGUUGUUGGACCUGCCCUAAAUGCUUACCUGAAAACAUUUUUAAUGGCACUGUCUAAGAGAAUCAUGGAGAAAAAGUAUAAAGAAAAAGUUACAGAAUCCUUACAGCAUUUGGAACAGAAUGGGGGGAAGGAAGUGUUGCCUAUUAUUAAAUCCAAGGUGCCAACUUACUGUUCAAUAUUUGGAUGAGCUGGUGUUGCACUUUCCUAUGUUAUAUCUUGUGGUAAUUAGACUGUCCAGCAAUUCUGUGAUAUUUCUUCUCAGUUUUAUAAGCUUUCGUCUUCCUUGUUAAACAUUUUCACACAUCAAAUCUCUGCAGUAUUCAUGUUUUUUUUUUUCCAGGUUUUCUGUUUAUGUCUAUCAAAGUAUAAUCUAGAGCUAAUUAUUUCUUCAAUUACUCUACAGCAAUUAAACCAUAGAAAACGCAAACAUUUUUAUAAUUCUGCAAGUCAUCAGAUAGCUACCUAGAUUAAUUACUUUGGAUAUAAAGAGUACUGAGAUUGUUUCAAGGGAAACAACUUAUGUAGGUUUUACUAGUUUAGUUGUCUAUCUUGUUCACAUAUUAUAAAAGAUGUGAACCAACUACUUGGAUAUAAUUUGCUUUUUAACUAGGGUACUCACACGACUCAUAUUUGAUUGGAUUAGCCAAUCACAUGACUCUCAUUUUAUUGGUUAGCCAAUCACAUGACUCUCAUUUGAUUGGAUUAGCCAAUCACAUGUGAACUGCUGAAAUGUCGAACAGGAUGUGGACAAGAAAUGUAAUGUUGCAUUUUUUUGUUAUUGAUAAUUUAAAUAAAUAGAAACAAUAAAACUUCAUUCAUGGAGUAAUCAAAUGACAAGUUGGAGUGGAGUUGGAGAUUGACCAACAACUUAGGCAAUUGAAACAUGAUUCUAUUUGUAGACAGCUAUUAGCAUUAUGAUAAUUUGUAUUUUCUUGUGUGUGUGUGAAUUUUCUAGAGUUGUGUGUGUGAAUUUUGCUACUCUCACAUUUACUCUGUGCUAUCAACAAAAGUUAUCUCCCUGUAAUUUACUUGGUGCUGUCUACAAAAGUUGUCUCCCUGUACUAAUGUCUGGUUGACAACCCACAUUUUUGACAUUAAAGUAACUUGAGUAACUCAUAUUAUUUUAUAUUAGGGGGUCUUCUAUUAGUGCAGUCUCUCUGAUGGGGGGAAAGGACUAGGAAAUGUAACAAUAAUAUAAAUUAAACAUUCCUUAGUAUCAAAAAUUGA
Physella acuta is the source of this 1945-nucleotide messenger RNA. Its product is annotated as PACRG-like protein. Lineage: Eukaryota; Metazoa; Mollusca; Gastropoda; Physidae. The record is from RefSeq and is a predicted model, not a curated record.